AUGGAUGCCACACAGCCUGCCGAGCAUAGCGGCAGCUCCCGUCAGCCUCAAAACGAGGUCAAUCCUAAUGACGGAAGUCUCGUACGGCGGUUGAUCGAUAUGCCAAUCAACAAAAACCACUUCGUCACUCAGGCUCCAACGGAGCCCUUUCGUCUUACCUAUAUCGACGUCAUGUGCCUAGUGAUAAACCGAAUGAUAGGGACCGGAAUCUUCGAUAGCCCCAAUAAGGUGAUGCUGGGUGUCCGCAGCCCGGGCAUCGCAAUUCUCUUCUGGCUCUGCGGCUGCGUCUAUGCUCUCACCGGAACUCACGUUUACGUCGAGUAUGGGCUGAACGUACCGCGAUAUGUAAUCGACGGUGUCGAGCAGUCGGUCCCGCGAUCGGGAGGCGACCUCCAUUAUCUCCAAUACGUUUUCCCCUGGCCGCGGUACAAGAAGGGCAUAGUGAUGCUCAGCGGUGUCCUGUAUGGCAUCAGCUUCAUUUGCAUUGGAAACAUGGCCGGCAAUUGCAUCAAUUGCGCGCUGCGUCUCGUGGAGGCUGCGAAUCCGCAAACGGACGUUGGUGAGCUCGGCGAAGGCAAGAUUCGCGGCAUCGCCAUCGUCAUUGCGAUAUUUCCAUGCUUGAUCCACGCCUUCUCUCGUCGUGGUGGCAUCCUGCUGAACAAUCUCCUUGCCUUCAUCAAGGUCUUGAUGCUGGUUUUCAUGAUCAUUGCCACUUGGGCGGUUGCUGGUGGGCCGUCCGGGGCGAGAGAGAUCCCAGACCGGAGGACAAGCAAUUCAACUAGUCCACCAAACUCCUCAAGCGAAGGUAAGGCGUAUGCACAGGCCUUCCUAUCUAUCAUCUUUGCCUUUUCAGGGUUCGACCAGCCAAAUUAUGUUCUGGGAGAGAUCAAGCGCCCGCGGAAGACUUAUCCUCGAUCCAUGUGGUGGGGUGUCGGCCUGGUGUCGGCAUUGUAUAUGGCCGUCAACAUCUGCUAUAUGAUAAUCGUCCCGACAGAUGUCCAGGAGAGUGAAAACGUGGCACAGGCGUUUUUUUACAACAUCUUCGACGCUGAUCCUGAACACCCGAAGGGCUACAAAAUCAAGCGCGCUAUUAACGCAUUCCUAGCCAUCUCAUCAUUCGGCAAUAUUGUCGUCAUGACAUACACGGCGGCACGAAUGAAGCAAGAGAUUGCCAAGCAGGGUUUCCUCCCUUUUACGAGCUUUUUCGCGAGUAACAGAGACGUCAGUCUUGGCAAGUUCCUCAUGUGGCUCGAAGGAGGAGAGCGCAAAUGGAAGAACCAGCCCACCGAGAACGGGCACCAGGGCGUCCUUGAGCCGCAGGGGUAUGAUGCACAGAAGGUCGCUGGUAAUCGGAAACCACGCGGCCGCUUCUUCAAGUUUCUCAACCCUUCCAACCACCGGGAGAAGACGCCUGUCGGCGCCCUCGUCCUCCACUUUGCCAGCUGCAUCGUCCUCAUCCUGGCCACGUACAACACCUCAGCAAGCAACGCCUACUCCAUUCUUUCUGGACUUAUUGCUUAUUUGACAUCGGCAUGGUUCGGCUUCUUCCUUGCCCUCGGCAUCCUGAUUCUGCAUUUCCGCGGUCCCCCGACAACGCAACCAGCCCUGACACCUCGAUACCAUCAAGUCCCGAAUCAGGGGCCCGUACAAAGGAGCUGGGCCCAGAUGACUCGGGGGUCGGUGAAUCCGAAGUUGAGUAUCUCUUGCGGUUGCCUCUAUCUCGUUGGGAAUCUCUACCCAAUCAUCACGGGCUGGGUCCCGCCGUCAAAGGUUAUCACCCUGGGAUCCCCCGCCUGGUGGACGGUGCCGCUCAUUUCGUGGUGCGUAUUGGCAUUUUCGACCAUUUGGUUUCUGGGCUUCAUAGGCGUGGCCAAAUAUAAGUGCCGGACCGGCAGCAGCGAGUUCGUCUACUUGUGUGAGCCCGACUUCGGUCCGGCUGAGAACUCUGAAUAUGGGCCAAGGUCUGGUAGCGGCAGUGACCUGCCCGCUGGUGAGGCUGCUGCCAGGAGCCGUCACGGAGGGCUUAUUCUUUCUCACGAAACCAUCUACACAGGGUGGGAAGGCACUGAGAUGGAGCAACUGUUCCACCACGGGGUCGAGAUGACAGAUGGCGUCGUACCCCCAGCCCAGCCGGUGCCGGUGCACGGGAGUGGAAUACGGCGGCCAGUUGAUCCGUCACUCGAUUUGUAUGCGGACACGGAUUUUCCGGAAUUCUCACAGAACGGGGCUCCAGUUCAGGAGCCAGAACUGGUGUCUAAUCCGCUGUCUGCCCCGGUGCAGAAUGGGUCGGAACAGGGUCUAACACAGGCCUCUAGGAACACCUCAGGCUAA
Molecule: messenger RNA, 2331 nt
Organism: Fusarium keratoplasticum
Lineage: Eukaryota; Fungi; Ascomycota; Sordariomycetes; Hypocreales; Nectriaceae
Exons: 5
Coding region: 1-2331 (776 amino acids)
Biological process (GO): amino acid transmembrane transport
Cellular component (GO): membrane
Molecular function (GO): L-amino acid transmembrane transporter activity
Source: RefSeq, a predicted model, not a curated record